GUCAGACGCGCUCAAACGCUCGCAAUCGUGCAGAUUCAGGACGCUCUCGAUGAUGAAGAAGCGGUGCUUAAAGAAGCUGGUCGGUUGUCGACGAGGCGGGCCCUCGGAAACUCGCGACCGACAGGGAUGAAAGGAACGUGUGAAGUACACGUGCCUCGAGCGGGACACGGGUGCCUCGUUUGGAGAUUCAGCACCGCAGUCACGUGGGGAAGUAAGCGACCAAGAGAUGACGAUGGAACACAAACAAACGAUCCUGCUGGCACCAUCGCUGAGCAACAGCAGCUGUUGGCGCAGCGGCACGUCCGAAGCCGCAUGGACAGGUCCAGGCCCUGGAGAACUGGUACGAGCUACUCUGAUUCUGCUGCUCAGCGUUGGUAUCUUGUGCGCCAAUCUUCUAGUGAUAUGCGUUAUCAAUAGCAGACAGUACAGCAAAUACAUACAUGCUCAACCCAGAUAUCUGCUGACGAGCUUGGCGAGUAACGACUUGGCGAUUGGUCUUCUGGUGACACCUUUCGGUUUCUUACCAGCUGUAUAUGGAUGCUGGCCGUACGGCGAAGUCGUCUGUCAAAUUCAGGCACUUCUUAGGGGCGCUUUGACUCAACAGAGCGCUGUUAUCCUCGUCUGCAUGGCAAUCGACCGUUAUGUUUGCAUGCUGCACCCUCAUCGCUAUCACAAGCACUCUUCUAAAAGGUAUUACAUGCGGCAGGGCUGUGUGGCAGUGAUGUCGACUACCUGGAUAGCGAGCGUGGCAAUUUUCGGGGUCCUGGUGCUUCCCAGAGGCGGUUACUACUUCAAUGGAUCCGGCCUCCUUGCUUGCGAUCCCUUCUUCGCUAGGGCAUCCCUUAGGAUCCUGGCGUGCUGUUGUUUUUAUUUCCCGACGACGAUGGUGCUGAUGUACUGCUACGGCUCGGCCUUCCAUGUUAACAAACUGCGCUUGAAAAGGGUAGUCUGCGUUAACACGCCGGAGGUCGUUAGCGGCGGUCACAUAGAAAGGCUUGUCGCCCACGAGAGACGAUUGUCGACUUCGGCCUCACGAACAAUGGCUGCAAUGAGUUUGGGUUUCAUCGUCAUGGUCACACCGUGGACGAUCCAGGAAGUCGUUGCAGCCUGCACCGGAAGCAAGCCACCGCCGUUCCUCGACUUCCUGGCUACGUGGCUAGCUCUCUCCAACAGCUUUUGGAAUCCCUUCCUUUACUGGCUGCUCAACAAUCAUUUCCGCCGAAUUUCGCGGGAACUCCUUUACACAAAGAUUCUCUGCAGGUCUAAGCCGUUAGGAGCGAAGCAACACUGCUGCGCGACCAGCACUGGUGGCUUGGAUGUUUGCAGCAUCGCCGGUGUCGAUUUAUCAGGCUUGGAGCGUUGCUCAAUGGAACGAUGCUCGAUGGCGCGUUGUUCCUCGUUAUCAUUAACAAAUACGCCUCCGCCGCUCCCUUGGGAGACCGGACACGUGACACACGGUGAUGCAGCGUCUACGUGAGCCAAAGAUGCCGCCACGCAGACGGAGGAUUUCGGAUCUCCGGACGACGCCAGUUAGUACAGCGUGGCGGCAUGCCGGCACCUAAUGCUCCUAUAUAACCGAGCACACCAUCCGUCGUCGUUGUCGUCGUUGUCGUCUAUACGCCGACAUCCGCGAUACGACGUCGCACCCUCGCUGGCACGAGGGCAAGUCUCGCACGUCGAGGAGGAGGUGGCGGACGGCGUCGCGACGCUCGGGUCGGAUCGUCGACGCGGUCAACGGCGUCGCUUCGGGUAUACACGCUUCAAGAGCCUGCCGGAUCUCGUUCGAGACCUGGAACCGCCAUGAAACAGCGCUGAUCGUCAGCAGCUCGUCGAGUCAGGGUAUCACACCGCCACUCGACACUCUGUGAUUCGCUUGAUAAGAUCUCAGACAGCAUCCCCUAAUCGCGAAUUCCAUGCUCCGGGGGAGCGUAAGGGUGCGCGAGCUGCGGCCGUGUGUCGACACACACCGCGAUUAGUGUGUCGUCGUGACUAGAUCGAUUACGGAAAUUAAUUACGGUACCAACGGGGAUACCAAUUGCGCCGUACCAUCGACGAUGUACACGGAGAUGUUUAAUCACGGCUCGGCGCAAUACGAGUGUUAACGUCAUUCGCACCCGCAUCUUUCGACGUUUCCCUUCCCCCUCCUCCUUCCCCCUCAGUGACGCGAUUGAUUAUUAACAGGUGAGUGAUCGCACUCUCUGCAAGAGACGCACUCGAGCACAAAAUCGCUUCUUUCAUGAGUACGUAAUUCUUCCGCGUACCUUUCCUUACGAGUUGUCUUCAGACAUAAGCGCAGCGAAAAACGCAAAAGACAUGAAUAUUUGCCAGUACAGAUAGUUACUACGCAGAAAUCGCUUUAAAUUUAUUUCUUCUUGUUUGACGAAUUCCUCGAUCAAUUUGGAGUGGGACCUUUUUUAAGAACAUUUCAAUCAGACGUUAUAGAGUAAUUCAACUGAAGCGAAAUUGCUCGGAUUCGCGAUACAUUCAUGUGUUAUAAAGGACGCAAAAUCGCGUGUCGAGUCAAAUGAUACCUCGUGAAGAAAUGAGGUAUAUUUUAACGUGCAAUCGUUUGCUCAAACCUAAGAACUCACUGGCGUGAGGCCAAUGCACAAUCUCUUAUAUCCACGUCAUAAACAUCGUUGUUACACAUACUUCACCAAAAACGGUCGCCGCACAAAGAGUGCAAAUAUCCGAUAUCAUCCUUUUAAUAUUGCAGAAUUUUAUACUACGACUAAAAUCAACAAAGAUAGAACGCAUGUUAGAAUAGCAACAUAUUUUUUCUGCAUCUCCAGGAAGACAGUUUACUCAUCCUUCAGAAUCUGGAAUCGUUAUAAAGAAAUAAGUUAAUGAUUUCCCAAAAGAAAUUUAUUUGAACGAUGAUAGGACAAAGUAAUCUCAUUAUUUUUUUUGGCAUAAUGCAGAUUGAAUAAUGCAGAAACGAUCUCGCAAAUUUAAUUUAUGUCUUGAACUGUAAUAUACUGACUUUUUACAUGUCAAAAAUAGCAAUAUGCGAAUUUUUAUUUGGCUUAUCGUGAAAAUUGCAAAUGUAGAGAAAAUCGAGAGAUUUUUAAAUACCGACGUAGAUAGGAAACUGUAAAGCUAAAUGAUAUUGAACAUAAUCGGAGGAUUCGUCAGAGUAUUCGAGAAAUAGUAAUGGCAUCUCUGCUUUAAACGAGAAACACGGAAUCGAUGCCGUGCAUGCUUUAGCGCGUUAUAUGUUGGUGAAAUAGAAUCUUCUUGUACAUAAGAAGAAAUUACCGAUGUGUAGGCUUCUCUGUUCAGAGAGAAAGAAGAUGUCGAACCGAUGGAACUGCUAACGAGAUCGACAACAUCAUUUCAUAUGCAUCGUUCUCGUGAAUAAAAUCCGACAUCUCUUGAGACUUUAAUACGCGUGAAAUAAUUAUACUUUGAACCUAUAAUUAAUAUUACCGUGCAUUCUCUCUCUCUGAUGCGCGGGAUAAUUUAUACCUGUGUAGGAAGUACACUUUAUAUCGCUCAUCGUAAUGAUAAAAAAUAUUCUAUUUUAAAAUUGUAAUUAUCUUUCUUUUUAUAUUUUUAGUCUUUUUCUUUAAUAAUUUAUCCCGUUAUAUCUUUUUCCUCUAUAAUUACUUAAAAAUUAUGCAUUUACAUCUUAAUACCUCAUGAUUCCAUUACUUAUAAUACAUUGCGUUUACAAAUAAAUUCAAUUAAUACGUUUCGUGAUAUUAGAUCGAUUGUGAUAUUAGAUUAUUAUUAUAACUUAUAGAUAUUGCAAUACUACGAGCGAGUUUAACUUUUUUUAUAUAUCCCCUAAUGAUACAUAAAGCCUUGUAGGAUAACAUUUGAAUAGACUUUGUACGAUAAUUCUGAUUAGUUAUAGAAGCGUAUAUAUAAAUCACGAUAAGUAUAAUAGUAAAUAAAAUUGUCAAGAAAACUUGUAUCAGAAGACAUUUGGCGAUGCAUUUUUCGAUGCACAAUUCACACGCCUUUGUGAAGGUGAAUUAAUGUAUUGUUAAGACUCUACGUGCUCUUUGCAUAUUUUUAAAUACUUGUAUAUUUUGAAGAACGAUAGAAUCAACUGUCACUUUAUUUGCUUAAAUUAACAUACAGACGACUGGUGAAUCAUUAUUUGUUUUCAGGCUGCUGAUAUUGAAGCAAACUUUCAGAUGAAAACGGCACUUUUUGAAGUAUUUGCUUCAAGAGUCUUAUCCUACUUCUCUCAGGAUCUUAGCGAGAGGUGGCUUAUCGAAAGUACCUCUUCCUAUGUAUUUACUUACGUGAGAAAAAAAUUAUUGCUCGUAAUUGCGUACAUUAAAAACGCAUCGGACAAUGCAACUGACUAAAAACACGCGAUAGCACGUGCUGUUCUUUGAAUGCGUGAAGAACAAAAAGUACACUAUCUCUAAAAAUGAAUAAGAGAUAACAAGAACAUAGUGCAGAGUAUCCAAGUAACUUUAACUCCAAGUAAAAAGAUAUCUACUUGUAUCUAAAAAAUUGCGGUUCAAGGGAAACUCAAGUUUACUCCUAAGUACUUUCGCGAUUGAUAGUAUCCCUAGAGGACACGCUCCCUUGUUCACGCUUUUGUAGCUCUUGCUGGCUUCCACUUUGCGUUACGCGUACGAAAUGCUGAUGCAGAAAACUCGAAAGUCCCGAACCAAA
Molecule: messenger RNA, 4638 nt
Organism: Ooceraea biroi (clonal raider ant)
Lineage: Eukaryota; Metazoa; Arthropoda; Insecta; Hymenoptera; Formicidae
Product: trace amine-associated receptor 9
Biological process (GO): neuropeptide signaling pathway
Cellular component (GO): plasma membrane
Molecular function (GO): corazonin receptor activity
Source: RefSeq, a predicted model, not a curated record